AGAGUUGAGUUGAGACAGCAGAAACAGCAUGGAGGCCGAGGAGAGAAGGAGCGGCAAAACCGCUAAAAAAGGUGGGAAACGUGUCAAAGCAAUGACAGCUGAAGAAGAAGCAAGAAGGAGAGAGGUGGUGAAGGAGACGUUAAGGGAGAAGUUUGACCUGGAGAAAAGAGCCCUGAAGAUAGUGGAGCGUCUCCUGGAGGACAGCGUGGCUGAAGACUUUUUGGUUGACUGUGCAAAGUUCAUUGCUCCUGCUAAUUACAAAGACACUGUAGAGGAGAGAUCCAUUGCUAAACUGUGCGGUUAUCCCAUAUGUUCAAAUAAAAUGGGCAAGGUCCCAAAGCAGCAAUAUAAAAUAUGUACUAAGACCAAUAAGGUGUAUGACAUCACAGAGCGCAAGAGUUUUUGUAGUAACUUCUGCUACAAAGCGUCCAAAGAGUUUGAGCUUCAAAUCUCGACUACGCCACUGUGGCUCAGGCAGCACGAGAGUCCUCCAGAAGUUAAAUUAAUGAAGAAAGGAGAUGGUGGGAGUUCUGGUGAGGAGGUGCUGCUGACGACGAGGCGUCUCGAAGAGGAGGACAUUGAGAACCCGCUCGCUGCUCAACCCGAGGAUGCUCGCAGCUCUCAGGACGCUGCAGUCGGCCUCGGCCACAGUGACGGCAGCGACAUCGAACAAGAGCAGGACUUUGUCUCCAGCGUGGUUUCCCAGCGGCAGGGUCCCAGGGUGCACUGGGGCGACCUUCCUAAACGUACAGAUGAGGACAAGAAAGGUGAUCGAGGGAAGGUGGAGAGGCAAAAAAAACAGAGGAGAGAGGGAGGUGAAGAGGAGGCCGAGGGUCAUCGAAAACAGGGUGCGGAGAGGGAGGGGAACAUGAGAGAAGAUGAAAACGGAAAGGAGUCUCGUUCAUGUAAAACAGAAGUUGGAACUGAUGCUGAAAACUCAUUAAACACACACAGACCUAACGGAGGCCUGCCUGACGAAGCCAGCGUGGAAGAAGCUACUGCUAAGCUGAAUUGUUGCAAUUUAUCUGAAGGAGUCACUCCUGCUGCUCCUCCACCUGUUGAAUCAACAGAUAACACAACUCUCGCCAGCUCUUCACCGUGUAAAGACUCAAACAGCUCAACAGAAAGCAAACGGCUCCCUCCUUCACCCCUGAUCAACACGAAUCAGCACAGCAGCAACACGGCUUCAAUCAGCCAGCCAGACCUCAACAUCACACAGGUGGGAAUGAGCAGGAGAGGCGCCGCGGGGCUACGAGAUCUACUCAAGAACCACACUGCUGGAGCCAAACCCGACAACAUCCGUCUGAACCUCCUCGAGUGCCUGAGAAGAACGUUAAAGGAGUGGAGCACCGAUGAGACCCUGAAGUUCCUGUAUGGCGCCGAGCAUUCACUAGGCUCGCCUUUCGCCGAUGUUAAAGAGGAAAAAGAGGUGGAGGAGGAGCUGGACGAAGACGACCUGGAGGAUGAGGUGACAGAUGAGGGUGCAGACGGGGUUGAGGCAGGGCCGCAGAAGAGACCAUCUGCCGCUGCGCCGGACUACGGGGCGCUGCGGCAGGAGACCCAGCAGCUGGAGCUCAGAGUCAAGGAGUUUUAUAAGGGGACCUGGGUUUUACCUGAGGAGGCAGAGGGGAACAAGCUUGGAAACAAGCAGGUGACAGUCCAGGACCAGAGCACGAAGGAUCCAGCUCUGCCGCUUGUCGACUCUCACGCACAGCACCUCAUCCAGAAACGAAUCACAGUGGAGAGGCUCACCAGCUGUCUCAGAAACAUUGUGGGUCCUCUGCGCCUCACCAUGAGUGACAUCUCCACUGAUUUGAACAACCUGGUCCGGACAUUCAGCUUCACCAACACAAACAUCAUCCACAAAGCUCCAGAGUGGACCCUGAUAGCCGUCGUGCUCCUCCAUCUGUUGUCUGCAGUGUCUCCGGUGGUGCGAGACGCCUUGGAGACGGCAGCAUCAGUGGAGUAUCUGAACACGCUGAUGGAGGAGCUCGGUCUGCAGGAGCAGGACCUUCUGAACUUAGUGCGGCUGUUUAAAAGCCCGGCACACUGACACACACACACACACACACACACAGACGUGGACAUAUGAAUUAUACAUACACACUCAGGAUCACUGACUGGAUUAAAUAACUGUGUGGGUAUCCCACAUUUUCUAUAAUGUUUGUUUUCCAAAAUAAAAUUGGUUAUAAUAACUUUUGAAACGAAA
Messenger RNA from Centropristis striata (black sea bass), 2209 nucleotides. It is a transcript of the gene rpap2, whose product is annotated as RNA polymerase II associated protein 2. Bases 29 to 2053 code for a protein of 674 amino acids. The record is from RefSeq and is a predicted model, not a curated record. NCBI's taxonomy places the organism in Eukaryota, Metazoa, Chordata, Actinopteri, Perciformes, Serranidae. The transcript has 12 exons. Gene Ontology annotation, cellular component: cytoplasm; nucleus. Gene Ontology annotation, molecular function: RNA polymerase II CTD heptapeptide repeat phosphatase activity; RNA polymerase core enzyme binding.